CUGGGCGGGAUGGUUGACUUUCCAUCCUGUUCCUCAGACUGUGGCAUCUGAUGCCCAGUUUCUCAUUGACAAGCCCCGAAACACAGCGCCAACCAAGUAUAUCCUUUAGACCAAUGUUUGGUGUUAACAUAGAGUUUUGAUAUAAAAUCUCAACUAUGUUUCUUUGAAUGUACAGACGCCUAAAACGUAGACCCGUUGUUCAGCUUGACACUGUACCUCCUGCCGAAGAGCAUUUCUUAAAGUAUUCACUCGAUUACAUCCAUUAUGUCCAAAUAUGUGUCUGAUUAUUGCAAGUAUGUAUUUCACAUAGGAGGAAAGAAUGGAGGGAGGAAGAGAGGGAGAGAAUCACUUUGAUAGGUGUGCUAAUUCAAAGAAAGGCAUUCCACCAAAUGGGAUUCCUUGGGUCUGGAACAGAGCCAGGCUCCCUUGCUCUUUGCCUGUGCGCACAGGUAUCCCUCACAGGCUAGAAAUAAAAACUGGCUAUUCUGCUACUAAUGUCUUCCUUCAGAGAGAUACUAGCUUCGUCCAAUGUUAAGAUUCGUGCACAUGAAUGGGGAGCCUGGUCCUCUGAACUCCUGUACGGUUCCUUUAAAUUAGCACCUGUGACGCCCGUGUCCUGAUUUUGCUGCUUUAUUUGCACAUCAGGGAUACUUCCCAGUCUGUAAAGAGCCAAUUGGUGGAAGCGCCCCUUGCCACUGCUUUCAGGAGAUAAUCUAUUUUCUUUAAGGGGUUGGGGGGAGAAUCCUUGCAUUUACCCUCUGUUUGUAGGUGUAGGUGCCACCAAUCAGCUGUUAGAAACUCCAGACAGUUCUUAAGCCGCCAAGGACAACAACAAUGAAUUGGAGAGGAAGGAAGUGGGUGGUGGCAAUGGCCAAAAAAAUUGAUCCGAAAAAUACACUGUAUAUGGUUAGUGGAAAGCACCUUUUACCAAGUGCAUUAAAAACAGUUUUGUUUCCUGUGGCCAAGUUUAUGUUUUGAUACUUUAAUAAUAAUAAUAAUAAUAAUAAUAAUAAAGGGGCGCCUGGGUGGCUCAGUCGUUAAGCGUCUGCCUUCGGCUCAGGUCAUGAUCCCAGGGUCCUGGGAUCGAGCCCCGCAUCGGGCUCCCUGCUCCGCGGGAAGCCUGCUUCUCCCUCUCCCACUCCCCCUGCUUGUGUUCCCUCUCUCGCUGUGUCUCUCUGUCAAAUAAAUAAAUAAAAUCUUUAAAAAAAUAAUAAUAAUAAUAAUAAAAAGGACGAAUAUCUAUUUACCAUCAAGUUGUUUAGUUCAUUUUGUUUCAUAUUCAAGGGAGAGGGAAGGUUGGCAGAGUCUGAGAGAAUAAAAUUGGAUGGGGCCUCCGCCAGAAUCAGACACCCAGUUGGCCAGUGUCUUUCCUCAGGCCUCCCGCUGGGUGGUGACAUCACACUGGCAGCUCUUGGAGAUCCCACCCUCUCUCCUGACCUCAUCCUUGUCCCCUUGCCUUUCCCUAACAUCUGGCCUGACACCUCUUUCAGAAUCAAGAGUUUUAAAGGUUCUGGCCCAGAGGAUUCUGGAAUUAAAACUUUCACUUUCUGCCAAGAGCUAAAAAGCUAUUUUCCAUCUUUAUCUUACUUUCUCCCCAUUGGCUUUGAAAAAACCCUUAAAACCCAAACCCAUAUUGAGCCUUUCCUUUCUUCCCGUCCCAUACUCUGGUUGUAUUCACCUUUCUCCGUGUUUUCAUGGAUCUGCCUGAGGUAGAGACUCAGAGGAGGCCAGUUUCGCCCAUUGAGCAUCCUUCUGUGUUCCCAUAGCGACUGUAACCCCCCAAGCUUCUCAGUUUGUCCUCUCAAAAACUGCUCUCGGGAAGGAAUUCACACUGACUUAAAAGGCCAGUUGAGGAUGAAUGCUAAUAAAUGCUACUAUUUAUUGAGUUAGACGAUAUGCUCAACACUUCACAUGCGUUAUCUCGUUGAAUCCUCAGAGCAAAUGUUAUCCCCACUUUACAGACGAGGAAAUGGAAAGCUGAGUCACACCGUUGACCUUUCUAAAGGGUUCCAAGCAGGAGUGUAUAUGUGCAUGUGUGCAUGAGAAAAAAAAAUACACACAACAUAAAAUCUACCAUUGUACCCAUUCUAGAGAGUGUAAAACUCAGUACAUUCACAAUGCUGUGUGACCAUCACCACUAUCUAGUUCCAGAAUUUUCAUUCCCCACAAAGUAAAUCCUGUACCUAUUAAGCAGUCACUCCCUACACUCCCCUCCGUCCAGCCCCAGGCAACCGCUAAUCUAAUACCUGUCUGUGGAUUUGCCUCUUCUGGAUAUUUCAUCUAAAUGGAAUCAUACAGUACGUGUCCUUCUGUGUCUUGCUUCUUUCACUUGGCAUCCUGUUUUCAGGAUUCAUCCUUGUUGUAGCAGGUAUCAGUACUUCAUUCCUUUUUAUGGCUGAAUAACAUUCCACUGUAUGGAUAGACCACAUUUUGUUUAUCCAUUCACCUGUUGUUGAACAGGUGUGUGUAUUGGAACAGAAAGAUAUCCUUUAUUUUCAAGGAAUGAAUCCCUAAUGUAGGAUUUCGGGCAUAACAUCAAACUGGGAGAUUAGAGAGUUGGGAGCAGGUGUCUUAGAACUUUCAAAUAACGAUUAGAAAUCACAUAUUCUGCGGCUAGCUCUGUGGGAGGGGUGAUAAGGCAGGAGGUAAAAUGGUACAUGCUUCCCAUGGGUGUCGAGGCUUCCAAACCAGUCCUGUUGCCCCAGGAGGAUGCUUGGUAGGCUCCUGGAAUUGAAGAUGACAUCUCUGCACCCCCCGCACUUCAUUUCACCGGGGAAGAAGGGAAGAAAACCAGGGGUCUUAAGAGAGAAUAACCAGGUUUCCACACACAGGUUGUUUGUAGAAGCAUAAGGGAGGGGAGGAGCGAAGAUGGCCCCCUGUACAAUUUAAUUCCCAAUUCAGCCCAGCCACCACCUGAAGUAGUUGUCUUGGAUUCUGUCCAUAACAUAUACACACAUAUGGAGGCACGCAACUUCCCCUAGUGCAUCAGAAAGGUCUUAAAUCAGUCUGGUUUAAAACCUGUGGUUGGCCCAAGCUUUCUUCGUGAAGCAAAGCACUGUGGUGGUUCCGAACAAAGGCUUUGGAAUCGGGUAGACCUGCAUGCAAAUACUGCCUCUACUACCAUCAGUUCUGUGAAGUUAGGCCAAUGAUACCGCCUCACUUUCUUCACCUGUAAAAUGGGGCAGUAGCAACAGUACCAAACUUGAUGGAUUCUCAUGGUCAUAUGUGGAGAACAUGGCAUGGUGCAUAGGGGAUGCGGUUUUUAAGGUUAUCAUUAAUGGCUGCAAGCAUCAAUGUCUACUGCGAUUUUAUGAAAGGGCAGGCGAAAGACCAAGACUGCCAAUUCUGGGUUCUUGGACAAAAUGAAACCAUGAGCUCAAAUGGUUCAAAUGUAUCCUAUCAUCUUACAUUCCUAUAGCUUUUGUCCAGUUGCUGAAUCUUUUGAAUUUGGGGGAGGGGGGGGGAAAAGUCCCCACACAAAAUUGUUCCAUUUGAAGAAAUUUUUAUUUUGAUACCUACCUGAGUCCCUGGCAGGGUGGGCCUGUCCUCUAUGUGGGCAAUGGGGCUUUUGGGGGGAGGAUGGUGGCCCUGCCCUGAGGGGGUGCCUGGGGGAUGAGAACAAAGGGGUAUGUGACAGUGACAGGUCACAAAGGGCAGCAGAGGAUAAAUAUGGCUGCGCAGGGGUUUAGGCUGAGAGAGUGGUCACUUCUCUCACCGUGACUGUAGUUCGCAGCCUCUUAGGAAGAUAAAAAAAAAUCAGAGCAGAGGGGAGGUAGAGGAGGAGCCCACCGUCCAUCUCUACACCCUUGUAGAGAUUUAGUCUGGGGUCCAGGCACCCACCAGCAUCCCCUCUGCCAUCCUCAGAGCCCCCAACCCUGACCCUUGUCUCUGGGAGGUUCUGAGCCAAAGGGGAGGGAGUCUGUGCCCUGUGGGGUGGGGUGGGCUUGAGACACCUGCCCCAGAGCCACCCGUGUGACACAGGAGCCCUCCGCCAACCCAACAAGGCCAGGGAAGAGAAGACCCAGGGACCGCCCUCGCCAGCCAGCCCUGCUUGUGAUACAAGGUGGUCAUGAACGCCGAGUCUCUGCCACCCUACCACACCGCCCACAGUGCUUCGGGAGUGGGCAUGUUCAACACCACCAUGGGGAAACUACAGAGACAACUGCACAAGGGAGAAUAUGACAUAUUCAAGUACGCACCUAUUUUUGAAAGCGACUUUAUCCAGAUUACCAAAAGGGGAGAAGUCAUCGAUGUGCACAACCGGGUCAGAAUGGUGACCGUGGGCAUCGCAUCCACCAGCCCCAUCCUCCCCCUCCCAGAUGUCAUGCUGCUGGCCCGGCCGGCCACCGGCUGUGAAGAGCACUCCGGGCGGGGCCAGGCCACCAAGGGAAAAGGCCGCAAGGCUUCAAAGACCUUAGAGCUCACCAGGCUCCUUCCCUUGAAGUUUGUGAGGAUCUCCAUUCACGACCAUGAGAAACAACAGCUGCGCCUCAAGUUCGCCACGGGCCGCUCGUGCUACCUGCAGCUGAGUCCCCCGCUGGACGCGCGGGAAGACCUCUUUGCCUACUGGGAAAAGCUCAUCUACCUCCUGCGGCCGCCGGUGGACAGUCACAGCAGUACCUACGCCAUUCCAGCGGAGGACAUGCUGUGCAUGCCUGUGUUCGAGGAGGAGGACCGGAGGAGCCCAGCGGGGGCAGAUUUCCAAGGAAAAGGGGAUCAGGACCAGGUCAGCGUCAGGAGCCUCCACGUGGUCUCGGAGGUGGCCGGCGCCACCUCUGCGGCUUUUGCUGGCGGGGAGGGGACCCAUCAGGAAUCCCACAAACCCAACACCCUGCCCGACGUAGCCGCCCCAAACACAAAAGCGACAGGGCUCGACAAGGAGUCGGCAGCAGGGACCACGACAGAGGCGGCGGCGGCGGCGGCGGCGGGGGAGGCCGCGGGGGCGGCCGCAGUGGUGGCCGCGGGGACAGCAACAGGGUUCGCAGCGGGGGUCGCACUGGGCACCACAGCAGGCGCUUUGAGCGUGGCGAUCACCAGGUCUGCGGGCCCUGAACAGCUAAGCACGGCCGUAGCCGGGACAGCCACCAAGCGUCCAGGAGGAGGCAAAGCCAACCUCGCCAUUGCGGGCGCUGCCAACACGUCCCCGAGGAGCCUGAACGUGGCCUUGGCAGGUACCGCAAAGACCCCAGGGUUUACUUCCGACUCGUCCAACGGUCUCCCAGAGGACAGCAUGUCCCUGGCGUUCGCCGGGACGAGAGCUGCGGGCAGCGCUGCGGGAGGAGCCGCGCUGGACGGAGCCGAGGGAGCGCUCCUCCCGGACGCGCCGAGCGCGGGCGGCCCGGGAGCGCAGGCGGGAAGGCAGCCCCGCAAGGGCCGGAGGGAGCGGAGGGAGCGCGGUGAAAAGGAGCGAGCCCUCCGGAGCUCCCGUCGCCGCAGGGCCGCCGAGAGCCGCCACAAGGCCCCGGGGGACAAGAUCACCCGGAAAGCCUCCAGCCGGUCCUUAGCGGUCCACAGAGCCGCGCGCGAGGACAAGAAGGAGAAGGGCCGCGGCAGCCCGGGGGGCGGCAGGCGCGCCCCCCACAAAGGCAUCAGCCACGCCCCCAUCGCCAAGGAGUCCAGGACCUCGCACAAAUCGGGGCAGAGCUUGUCCACCACCAGCUCGGGCUCCGCCACCAAGAGGCUCAGCAGGAUCAGCUCCUUCCUGAGGAACGUCAAAGCCAACCUUACUACAAGAACCGUGGCCUCCCCACGGGACAGAGACGUGAACAUGUUGGCGAAGACCGUGGACAGGAGCGGUACGGAGGCCGUCAUCGAGGCCGCAGAGAGCGGCCAGUGCUUGGAGAGCGCGGGGAGCGGGACAUCUAACAUCAUGGAGACGGUGACCUUGGAAGCCCAUUAGUAGGACCCAGAGCUUUCGGCAGCUGCAAAGGGGACCGGGGCUCAGGGACGUAUCCCCGGAGACUCCAUUCCAGCUUUCCUCACUGCAGUUGAAAUAAAAAACCAUACAAUCUGAGAAUGGCAUGCUGCAUUCUGUCUGAAUUUCUAGGUCCUGCAGCCCAGUAGUGACCUCACAGUGGAUUCUGUGAGGUCAGCCGGGCUGCCACCAGAGACCCCAGGGUCCAGUCGAGGGCA
Molecule: messenger RNA, 6132 nt
Organism: Mirounga angustirostris (Northern elephant seal)
Lineage: Eukaryota; Metazoa; Chordata; Mammalia; Carnivora; Phocidae
Gene: GARIN4
Product: golgi associated RAB2 interactor family member 4
Exons: 1
Coding region: 4070-5899 (609 amino acids)
Cellular component (GO): nucleus
Source: RefSeq, a predicted model, not a curated record